CUACCUCAUCUUUCAUCCAAUAACACAUAUUCAAACUACUACUGCUACAUAGUUUCUUUCAAUAUUUCUUGAAGCAUAUUGUAAUUGCUUUACUUCCACUUUGUAUACUUCAAACCAAGAUAUGAUGAGGGACGCAGAAUUUGAGCGUGUUCUGAGCUAUUUCGAUGAGGACGGUGACGGCAAGAUUUCUCCGUCCGAGCUGAGGAGGCGGCUGGCGAUGAUGGGUGGAGAGCUGCGGUUGAAGGAGGCGGAGAUGGCUAUUGAGGCGUUGGAUUCGGACGGCGACGGGUUCCUGUGUUUGGAGGAUUUGGUGAAGCUGAUGGAAUCAGCAGGUGAGGAAGAGAAGUUGAAGGAUUUGAGGGAGGCUUUUGAGAUGUAUGACACGGAGAGGUGCGGGUUUAUAACGCCGGAGAGUUUGAAGAGGAUGUUGAAGAAGCUGGGGGAUUUGAAGUCUAUUGAAGAGUGUAAAGUGAUGAUUGAUCGGUUUGAUUUGAAUGGGGAUGGUGUGCUUAGCUUUGAAGAGUUCAGAGUUAUGAUGCAGUGAUUGAUGAUAUAUGCUACCUGCUGUAUAUUGAUUGAUUGAUUGAUUGGAUUUUCUGGUGGUGGUGUGCUAUCAGAGAUUAAUUGAUUCUUUUGUAUAGAAUGAUUUCAUUCUUUGUAAUUAAUUGAUAUGGAUCGGUGAUUGAUUAUUUGAUUUGUA
This is a messenger RNA of Lotus japonicus, 700 nucleotides long. RefSeq names its product putative calcium-binding protein CML19. Gene Ontology annotation, molecular function: calcium ion binding. Bases 122 to 544 code for a protein of 140 amino acids. Lineage: Eukaryota; Viridiplantae; Streptophyta; Magnoliopsida; Fabales; Fabaceae. The record is from RefSeq and is a predicted model, not a curated record. The transcript has a single exon.